AUGAACUGGGCGCGAUUAGGAGCGGCGAGGCCCGUCUCAGUCCGGCCCAUCCCGAAUAAGCCAGGAUACCUGUCUUCCUCGAUCACUGCCGCCACGCCCGACCAGGGCCAAGAAAACACUCAACACAUUCUAGCGCCCGGCCGUUUCUCAUCAGCGCAUUCUAACGCAGAUCUACAUCAGAACGGUCUUCUGACUGUAUCGAGCAGUUUCGCCUAA
This is a messenger RNA of Oikopleura dioica, 216 nucleotides long. The record is from the annotation of a GenBank genome assembly. Lineage: Eukaryota; Metazoa; Chordata; Appendicularia; Copelata; Oikopleuridae.